This is a messenger RNA of Pieris brassicae (large cabbage white), 1107 nucleotides long. Its product is annotated as LIM domain-containing protein A-like. The record is from RefSeq and is a predicted model, not a curated record. Lineage: Eukaryota; Metazoa; Arthropoda; Insecta; Lepidoptera; Pieridae. Bases 1 to 1107 code for a protein of 368 amino acids. The transcript has 2 exons.
AUGGAUCUGUUGAUAUAUUUGUCGGUGCUAGUGAUUUGUUUUGUUGAUUCUGACGCUGGUGGACAUGGGGGCAAACAUCAUGUUAAUUUGAAGAUACACCUGCCAGAAUUUAUACAUCAUGACCAUCAUAAGAAAGUUAUAACGAUCCAUCAUCAUCACCACAAACCAAAGAAAGAACAUCACCACCAUCAUCACCAUCAUAAGCCACAUAUACCUUACGGACAUCAUCACCACCAUCACCAUAAAAAGACAGCGACACAUUCCGUUUCAAAAGGACAUUCGAAUCACCAUGGACAUUCGGGUCACGGGCAUCAUCAUGGACAUCACGGUCAUCACGGACAUCACGGUCAUCACGGACAUCACGGUCAUCACGGUCAUCAUGGCCAUCACGGUGGUGGUCAUAAAGCACAUGACACGCCUAUUAUUUUUGAACCGCCAACAAUCAAUUACGAGCCUCCAGAGAUCAACUAUAGCCCACCAAGCUACGAUUAUACACCAACUACCUACCAACAUGACUUCAGCUACCAGCCAUCCAUACCAGUCACUCCUGAUGCACCACGUGUACAUGGCGUAGUACAUACAGUACGACAGGUAAAAGUAUUUGAUUCACUACCAAACGCUGUACCCAAUAUAAGAAAUGAUAACGCGUAUGAAGUGACGGAGGAGGGAAAUGAUGAUGAUGAAGAGGUAUUUACAGCAGUUAAUACUCCACAAGCCUUUCCCGGUACAUACGGCUUUAUCAAAAGUGCAGCGCCUGAGGGCAAUACAUUUUCAGAUAUACCCCAACAGAAUUCAGUACAAUCAAAUCCUGACCUAUUUAUGAACACAAUCCAACCCGUGAAUUAUGCAAAUUUGGAAAGUUUUACUGCUGAUCAGGGAAAUACGCCAAAAGUGGUAGAUGCACAAUUCCCUAACUCCGGAAAUGAGGCCGAAAAUGUAGGUUUCGAUGAUUUCACUAAUGUUAUAGGUGAUAUUGGUAGUAGAGCCUUAAUAUCAACAUCUGGUGGUUUCAAUGACGAUUCACCAGUUUCGUUUUCGAGACAAGCAGGAAUCCAAGAGUCCAUAAAUACAGAAGGAGUACAAUCUGUUAGUUACGCUACUAGAUAG